Molecule: messenger RNA, 1550 nt
Organism: Abrus precatorius (Indian licorice)
Lineage: Eukaryota; Viridiplantae; Streptophyta; Magnoliopsida; Fabales; Fabaceae
Product: methyl-CpG-binding domain-containing protein 11-like
Exons: 2
Coding region: 333-1253 (306 amino acids)
Molecular function (GO): DNA binding
Source: RefSeq, a predicted model, not a curated record
CACUACUAUGUACCCAUCACCCAAAUGGAAUCGACCUGAACUUCUCAACAUUUUUUUAAUAUUUUCUGGCGAUUCCACAACGUGUGCUAUAACUGCUUCUCAAUUCUUCUUUCUCCUCUCCUACUCAGAACUCGAAACACAAAACCAAGCAUUACAAGUUACAACAGCCCAAUGCCCCUGGAACCCAGGAAAAUAGAAAAACAGAAUAAUUAAAUAAUAAGUAAUGUUUAAUUUCUUCUCCUCUCCUCUGCGUUCCUGUUUUAUCAUUUUCUUCAAUAUUUUUAAUUUUAACAAAUAUUGGAAAAUUUUCUUGCUGAAUUUUGCAGUUAAAAAUGACGAGCUCAGUGGAGAAGGAAGGUUCUGCGAGCGACGAAACCUUCUCUUUGGAGCUACCUGCUCCACCUGGUUGGAAGAAGAAGUUCUUCCCAAAGAAGGCUGGUACCCCAAAGAAAAAUGAGAUUGUCUUUACUGCACCAACAGGAGAGGAGAUCAAUAACAAGAAGCAACUGGAACAAUAUUUGAAAGCAUACCCUGGUGGUCCGCCUGUAUCAGAAUUUGAUUGGGGCACCGGUGCGACCCCAAGAAGAUCAGCAAGAAUCAGUGAGAAGGCCAAGGUAGCUCCUCCACCAGAAUUUGAGCCCCCAAAGAAACGCGGAAAAAGAUCAUCAGUUUCAAAACAGGAAACUUCCAAGGAAGAGAAAGAAGAGACUAAGGAAAUGCAAAUUCAAGAAGCUGAUAACGUCAAGAAUGAAAAAGAUACAGAGGAGGAAGAGAAUGUUGUAAAGGCAAAUCUAGAUGAAAAGAGUGUGGAGGAUACCCAAGUCAACAAAUCCACUCAUUUUGGAGAGGCUAAAGCUAGAGAAAAUGUCGGGGUACCUAUUGAUGUGAAGAAAUCCAAUACUGCUGAUGGAAAACUACAUGCAUUGAAAGAUAAAGUUGAUGACAAAGGAGCUGAGGGUUCUGAAAUUUCUCUGAGAAAAGAUGAAGAAAAGAUUGGCCAACCACAGGAAGAGACAGAAAAAUAUUGUGGAUCUAAGGAGCCAGAGAAACCUGAAACAUGCACUACUGCUAAUAAAACGGUUGACGUGGAAGAAAUGAAUAAAGAGGAACACAACAGAAGUACUCAUGAAUCUGAAGGAGAUAUCAAGGAAAUAGAAGGAACAAAAGUGAAUAGUGAAGAACAUCACAAGCUUGAAGAGAUAAACAAGACAGCUGAAGCAGAGUUGACCGAAAAUGGCAAUCAUGGGAUUUGAACUGGUGAGAUCAAAGCCUGGAGCAGGGAUAAAUUAAUAAGCUCUCGGUGGCUCUCCUCUCAUCCUGACCCUUUUAGAUCUGUUUGAAAAUGACUGUAGCUCUUGUUAAUGUUAUUUAUCUCAUUGUUUAUUGAAACUAUAUACAAUUAUAGAGUAGCCCUGUAAUGUACCAUCCUCGGGUGUAUUUGGACAGACGUGUAGCUUAUAGGUGCCGUUGUAGCAUUAUGUUGUAAGACAUACGCAAACAUUAUGUGGUAUGGACCUGUAAUGUAAUCAUAUAUGUAAAGCCAGUGAUAC